GGUCUAUUGACUUUCAUGGAUGUGGCUAUAGAGUUCUCUAAGGAGGAGUGGGAAUGCCUGGAUUUUGUUCAAAGGGCUUUGUACAGAGAUGUCAUGUUGGAGAAUUAUAAUAACCUGGUUUCUGUGGGCAUUGAAUACUCUCUGAUUUAUAGCUAA
Messenger RNA from Mus pahari (shrew mouse), 156 nucleotides. RefSeq names its product zinc finger protein 679-like. NCBI's taxonomy places the organism in Eukaryota, Metazoa, Chordata, Mammalia, Rodentia, Muridae. The annotation marks the transcript as partial. The transcript has 2 exons. The record is from RefSeq and is a predicted model, not a curated record. Gene Ontology annotation, biological process: regulation of DNA-templated transcription.